Linum tenue is the source of this 3752-nucleotide messenger RNA. The record is from the annotation of a GenBank genome assembly. Lineage: Eukaryota; Viridiplantae; Streptophyta; Magnoliopsida; Malpighiales; Linaceae.
GUCAUGUAUGUAGACCCAUAGGCCAUGUUGGAUUUUCCCGCGCUAUUAGUAAUAGAAUAGAGAGAAGAAACUUAGGCAUCUCUUUUUCUCCCCCCAAAAAGACGCUUCCGUUGUUAGAGAUAGAAAUAGAGAGAGAGAGAGAGAGGUCGGCGAGGGGAAAAGGGAAGAAAUUUCGGGAGCGAAACGGUCGUUUCUUUGCCGGAUGUUGUGAAUCGGCGUCGGAGGGCUGCCGUUGUUUCUGUGCGAUUUCGGAGCUAGGGUUUUGUUGCGGAUGGAUCUGGAAAUCAGCUGAGAUUUUUGAAGGCAUUCUUGAUUCUGGAGAUCUGCAGCCGACCGACAACCCGCUUUCUAAAUGAGUCCACCAGCUUCAGAUAUGGAAGAUACAUCGUCUUCAACUGCAAUGUCCAUUGAUCCUCAGAGGAAUGGAGGGGAAACUGAUGCCGUUGAAGGCCGGUUCAUGUCGCUAUGCAAGAGUGUACUAUCAUUGGAGGAGAAUGCUUAUUCGGAGGCCAUUAAGCUUUUCAAAGAGACAAAGCAUCUCAUGUCGUCUACUACUUCAGCGGUUGGAAGCGGAACGCCUGAAGAAUUAGAAAGAUUUUUGUCUGCAUUUGUACUGUACUCUGUCAAGAGGUUGUCGAAGUCUAUUGGAGAUAAGGAGCACCGCCAGUGCCAUGACAGUGGAUUGACUUUGUGCCGGAUAUUGAGAUCCGUGAAGCUGAACUUUCUGGAAUUCUUCAAAGAACUGCCUCAAUUUGUCGUGAAAGCUGGCCCUGUGCUGUGUAAUAUCUAUGGUGCGGACUGGGAGAAGAGACUCGAGGCAAAGGAGUCCCAAGCCAAUUUUGUCAACAUAAGCACUUUAAGCAGGCAUUACAAGCGUGCGUAUCAGGAACUUUUUUUGCUAAAUGAUACAAAUGGCGGCGACAAGGAACCAGCAGUUUCCAGUGCCGUGGCAUUUUCCUCAGACUAUUAUCGUUUUGGAUGGUUGCUAUUUCUGUCCCUCCGAGUGCAUGCACUGGGUCAUGUUAAGGAUCUAGUGACUUCCAUAAAUGGAUUGAUCUCUGUGCUGGCUAUUUUGAUUAUCCAUCUCCCGGUUCAGUUCAGGAAGUUGAGCUUGAAGGAUGAAGGGUGGUUUGCUAAGAGAGGCGUCAAGGGCGUUCAUUUGCUUGCAUCCCUCUGCCAGAAGUAUGAGACAUCGGAGGAUGACCUUAAGCAAAUGAUGGAGAAGACCAAUAAUUUAAUAGUAGAGAUCUUGAAGGGAAAACCUCAGGUGGCCUCUGAGUGUGAAAUUGAAAGCCUGUUAGAUAUAGAUACAGAAGGUUUGAUAUAUUAUGAAGGUUUGAUGGAGGAAUCAUCUCUGAAAACAAGUUUGAAUGCAUUGGAGAAGGAUUAUGGAGAGGCACUCUAUCAGAAUGGUGAUCUGGAUGAGAGAAUUUUCAUCAAUGAGGAUGAUAGCUUACUUGGUUCAGGAUGCGUAUCUGGUGGUACCAACAAUAAUUUAUUGGGAACUAAGAGAAAAUUUGAUUCAAUAUCCUCACCAGCAAGAACGAUGACAAGUCCACUUUCUCCUUUCCGUUCGCCUGCACCUGGAAGUCUUUAUGGUGCAGUCUCUAGGAUGGCUCCAACACCUGUAACCACAGCAAUGACAACAGCAAAAUGGCUCAGAACUGUAGUAUCUCCAUUGGCACCUAAGCCAUCGCCUAUUUUGGGGCGCUUCCUCGCAUCAUGUGAUAGGGAUGUGACAGAUGAGGUGGUUCGAAGAGCACUGAUAAUAUUAGAAGCUAUAUUCCCAAGUAGUGCUCUGGGAGAGCGUUGUUUGACUGGAAAUCUUCAGACUACUAAUCUCAUGGACAACAUAUGGGCAGAGCAAAGAAGAUUAGAAGCUCUCAAACUAUAUUACAGGGUUUUGGAGGCAAUGUGCACUGCAGAGGCCCAGAUAUUACAUGUUGCUAAUCUGACAUCAUUGUUGACCAAUGAAAGGUUUCACAGAUGCAUGCUUGCAUGCUCUGCUGAACUAGUUUUGGCGACACAUAAGACUGUUACGAUGUUGUUUCCUGCUGUGCUUGAGAGAACUGGCAUUACUGCUUUUGAUCUCAGCAAGGUGAUAGAAAGUUUCAUUAGGCAUGAAGAGUCUCUUCCUAGGGAAUUGAGGCGGCAUUUAAAUUCCUUGGAAGAACGACUUCUGGAGAGUAUGGUCUGGGAAAAGGGUUCUUCAUUGUACAAUUCUCUGACAGUUGCAAGACCUGGACUUUCUGCUGAUAUCAGUCGCCUUGGGCUACUGGCAGAGCCCAUGCCAUCUCUGGAUGCGAUUGCCAUCCAUAUGAACAUUUCUUCAGCAGGCCUGCCGCCCAUUCCUUCUAUGCAGAAGCAUGAGAGUUCUGCAGGUCAAAAUGGCGACAUUAGGUCUCCAAAGAGACCUUGCACAGAGUAUAGGAGUGUUUUAGUAGAUCGGAAUUCCUUUACGUCACCAGUAAAAGAUCGUUUGCUGGCCCUCACUAACCUCAAGUCAAAGCUGCCACCACCAGCACUGCAAUCUGCAUUUGCCAGUCCAACCCGUCCAAGUCCUGGAAGAGGAGGUGAAACAUGCGCCGAAACAGCGAUCAACAUAUUUUUCAGCAAGAUCAAUAAGCUGGCUGCUGUCAGAAUCAAUGGCAUGAUUGAAAGGCUACAACAAUCGCAACAGCACAUAAGAGAGGAUGUGUACCGUCUAUUUCAGCAAGUACUCAUUCAACGGACAUCUCUCUUCUUUAAUCGCCACAUUGACCAAAUCCUCCUUUGUUGUCUCUAUGGAAUUGCUAAGAUAUCAAAAGUAGAGUUGACUUUUAGGGAAAUAAUUUACAACUAUAAGAAGCAGCCACAGUGUAAGCAACAUGUAUUUCGCAGUGUAUUCAUUGACAAGCCAACAGCACGCCACAAUGGAAAGACGGUGCGGGAUCAUGUAGAUGUAAUUACAUUUUACAAUGAAUUUUUCGUCCCAGUUGCCAAACCUCUGUUCUCAGAAAUUAGUUCAGCUGGAACAAGUACAAAAGCUGAUCAAGAGACCGAGGUUAACGGUAAAAAAGAUGGUCAAUGCCCAUCGCCUAAAGUAUGUCCAUUUCCAAGUCUCCCUGAUAUGUCCCCAAAGAAAAUAUCAGCAGUUCAUAAUGUCUACGUCUCUCCACUACGAACAUCGAAGAUGGAUGCUUUGAUUUCACAUACUUCCAAAAGCUUCUAUGCUUGCGUCGGGGAGAGCACUCACGCUUAUCAGAGCCCAUCCAAAGACCUGGCUGCCAUCAACAACAAAUUGAAUGGCAACCGGAAGGCGAAAAUGUCACUUGCAUUUGAUGGUGCUGAUGUUGGACUGGUGAGUGAUUCCAUAGUGGCUAACAGCUUCAACCUUCAGAAUGGAAACCAUGCAACAUCAACGGGCGGUCCUUUGAAAGCCGAGCAACCCGAGUCUUGAACUCGGUUUGACCUCCUGCACAUGGGGCUAUCUGCUGUAAAUCCACUAGUUUGUCCAGCCGGGUGCUUGUGCUAGUUUUUCGGUAUACUUAACUACGACAACUGUAGUAAGGUUGGGGGAAGAUGAGGUAUGAGCGGUUGAGUUUAUUGUUGUAGAGUGGCCGCCACCAUCUUCUCCAAGUGUGUUCAUCUUCACUGCUAGGUAGAUAUGAACUUUUGGGGUGUUCUAACACUAGUUUUGCUUUAAUAAAAACUAUACGUUAAGCGCUCAGAAUAGGAACAUGCUGUUUGUAAUGUACGUUUCUGGUGUUUGC